Brugia malayi is the source of this 1545-nucleotide messenger RNA. RefSeq lists its product as uncharacterized. The coding region runs from base 1 to 1545 and encodes 514 amino acids. Gene Ontology annotation, molecular function: ATP binding; zinc ion binding; tRNA binding. Lineage: Eukaryota; Metazoa; Nematoda; Chromadorea; Rhabditida; Onchocercidae. The record is from RefSeq and is a predicted model, not a curated record. The transcript is spliced from 7 exons. Gene Ontology annotation, biological process: glutamyl-tRNA aminoacylation.
AUGUUGAGAAGUUUGCGGUGUAAUCUUCAGUUGAUUAAUUCGACAAAAAAUUUUUGCAAUAAACAAAUUUAUGAUGAAGUUCGUGUACGUUUUGCUCCUUCACCAACCGGUAAUUUGCAUUUGGGUGGUCUUAGAACGGCACUUUAUAACUUUUUGUUUGCUCGAUCACAUGGUGGUAAAUUUCUUUUGCGAAUUGAAGAUACCGAUCAGCAACGUUUGAUACCUGGUGCUGUGCAACAGAUAGAAGCAACAUUGGACCGUUACGAGCUGUUUCGAGAUGAAGGCCCUUCAAACAAUGGUAAAUUUGGACCAUACAUACAAUCUGAAAGGAAUGCAAUUUACCGAGAUGCUAUUGAGCAACUUAUUGAUAGUGGCAAUGCAUAUCGAUGCUUUUGUACGAAAACACGUUUGGAUAUGUUACGUCGAGAAGCGGCUAGACGUCAUGAAGUGCCAAAGUAUGAUAACCAUUGUCGUGAAUUGACCGAUCAGGAAGUUAGGAAAAAGUUGGAAAAUGGUGAAAAUUAUGCUAUCAGAUUUAAGUUAGAAAACAAGGAAAUAUAUUUUAAGGAUCAGAUUUUCGGUGAAAUUACGCUAAGAACCGAUGAAGGAGAUUUUAUACUGAUGAAGACUGAUUCAUUUCCAACCUACCAUUUGGCGAAUGUUGUUGAUGAUCAUCACAUGCAGAUUAGUCACGUAAUACGUGGUUCUGAAUGGCUUACGUCUGUUUCAAAGCAUAUACAACUUUACCAAGCUUUUGGAUGGUCUUCUCCUGUAUGGAUUCAUCUUCCAUUGCUCGUGAGAAGUAGAAACAAGAAACUUUCAAAACGUGACAAGGAUGCUUUCGUAGAAUUUUACGAUGUGGACAAAGGAUAUUUGCCAAUUGCGGUGCUGAAUUAUUUAUGUCGAAAUGGAAGUGGUAUUGAAGAUUUCGAUGUAUCAAAGCUCUAUACACUAGAUGAAAUGAUAGAAAAAUUUAAUGUUAAUUUAAUUGGCAAGCGAAAUAUAAUGAUGGAUCAGUUGAUUCUUGAUGCAUAUGGUAAUAAAGCGAUACAGAAUGCUGACAUUGACAAACAGUUAGUGCCAGAGAUUAUGAAGCGUCUUCAGAGGAUAUUUCCAGAAGCUGCCGCAGAAUUGAUUUCCGAUCCUGAUUAUGUCAGGAAGGUGCUUGAUUUUUUUAGACGAACGGAUCAAAAGCUGUGUUACCUAGAACAGUUAACCAAUAGUGAUUUCAAGUAUUACUUCUUACGAUCAACUAGUCCAGAAAAAAUGCUUUCUGAGUUUGAUGCGCAAAUAGCAUCAUCUAUUCUGAGUGGUCUUAUGGAUUGCGAGGAAUGGAAUAUAGAUUACAUAAAAUCGUUAGCUUCCACACAUGGUAUCAAAUAUGUCCAAAUAUUUCGAAUCAUACGUUUAGCGCUAAUCGAUUGCCAAAGUGGGCCACCAGUUAUGGAACUAUUUGAGUUUUUCGGAAAAAAAGAAUGUUUGAAGAGAUUUUUGACUAUGAUUGAAAUGUUAAAAGAAUCCAAAUUGUCAUCAUCAACAAUCUAG